UUUUUUUUUGCUGUUUUUUUUUAUGAGUAUAUAACUCUAUUUGGACAUGCUUUCACAAAUUAAAAGUUUGUUUAAACAAAAAAAGACUUAUCCAAAGGAUCAUACAACAGAACAAAAAAAUAAAGAUGUAGCAGCACGUAUUGUUGAAGAAGAGAAGCAACGUAAAAGUGUUUUACCUCAAUAUCCCGGCUUAGAUCGCUUCGAAAUGCUCGAGAAAAUUGGGGAAGGCGCAUUUUCAUUUGUAUUUAGAGCAAGAGAUAAAGUAACAAAUAAAGAAGUAGCUGUUAAAGUAGUUAGGAAAAAAGAAUUAGAUGCUACUGAAACUGGAAAAAAUCAUUUACAUCCUAAUAUGAAAAAAAAGACAAAGGCUACAGAACGGGCUAAUAUCUUGAAAGAAGUUCAAAUUAUGCGUAACAUGAAACAUAAGAACAUUGUUCGACUUUUUCAUUUUUCAGAAUCAGACGACUAUUACUUUUUAGUAUUAGAAUUAUGUAAAGGUGGUGAAUUAUUCCAUAGAAUUGUAAAGUUAACUUAUUUCAGUGAGGAUCUUGCUCGACAUGUUAUUGUACAAGUAGCAGAAGGUAUUCGUUAUCUUCAUGAAGAAUGUGGCGUAGUUCAUCGUGAUAUCAAACCUGAAAAUAUUCUAUUUGAUCCUAUCCCUGUCAUUAAAAGAGACCAUGUUGAAAAUCUAUUUGAUGAUGAAGACAAAGAAGAUGAAGGUGAAUUUAUCGAAGGCGUCGGUGGUGGUGGUAUUGGUCUUAUCAAGAUUGCUGAUUUUGGCUUAUCCAAAGUGAUUUGGGAUAAUUCGACAUUAACACCUUGUGGUACAGUUGGCUAUACUGCACCUGAGAUUGUAAGAGAUCAAAAGUAUUCUAAAUCAGUUGAUAUGUGGGCAAUUGGUUGUGUCCUCUAUACGAUUCUUUGUGGAUUCCCCCCAUUUUAUGAUGAAUCUAUUCGUGCUCUAACCCAUAAAGUAGCUCGAGGUGAAUUUACCUUCUUAAGUCCCUGGUGGGAUCCUAUUUCACCUGCUGCAAAAGAUUUGAUUAGCAAUCUAUUAACCGUUGACCCUAAUAAACGUUACACAAUCAAUCAAUUCUUUCAACACCCAUGGAUCACUAAAUCCCAAUUCCCUCCUCCUGCUCCUAAAGCUAUGGAAGAUACAGAGUUAAUGCCAAUGAAACCCCUUAAUACUGAAAAGAAGUUCAAGGUAAAUGAUCCUCGUGCUCAAGCCAUGCAAAAUGCUGCUAAUAAAGCUGCUGCUAUUCAUGAAGAGCAAAAGAGACAAGCUGAUCAUCAUGAUAUUGAGUCGAAAGCGAAAGCGAUGGUUACACCAGGAACUCAAACAGCAAAGCGUGUUGAUAUCUUUUCACCUGGUGUUCCAUCUAUUAAAGAAAUUAUGGAUAUUACAUAUGCUGUUCAACGUAUGGGAGAGGAAAAGAAUAACCGCGGCAAACAUCCUCCUCCUGCUGCUGCUACUGCUGCUGCUGAUACUGCUGGUUAUCACACUUAUGGUGGUUAUGAUUCUAUCUCUGAGGAAGAGGAAGACCAGCUCAAUGAAAGUAGUACUUCCUCUAUUGAUACAUUAAACAGUUAUGAAAAAAAUAAAACUACAGUAGUUAAUUCUAACGGAAUUCAAAAAGAAGUUAUUGCUAUGGCAGAACAGUUAGUCCAUGAUGGUAAAGGUAUUGCCCCAGCUGCUUAUACAGUAAAACCUGAACAAAUAUCAAAAACUACCCACCAUACCCCUAUGGCUCCUAUCGCAUCGAGACGAAGACGUAAUAAUUUUGAACUCGAUAUGUCUAAAGCAACUCUGCUAAAAAAUAGACGUGCAGCUGGACAUAACAUCUAA
Molecule: messenger RNA, 1849 nt
Organism: Cokeromyces recurvatus
Lineage: Eukaryota; Fungi; Mucoromycota; Mucoromycetes; Mucorales; Mucoraceae
Product: kinase-like domain-containing protein
Exons: 5
Coding region: 47-1849 (600 amino acids)
Biological process (GO): protein phosphorylation
Molecular function (GO): ATP binding; protein kinase activity
Source: RefSeq, a predicted model, not a curated record